Molecule: messenger RNA, 3760 nt
Organism: Xenopus laevis (African clawed frog)
Lineage: Eukaryota; Metazoa; Chordata; Amphibia; Anura; Pipidae
Gene: nell3.L
Exons: 4
Coding region: 454-3123 (889 amino acids)
Molecular function (GO): calcium ion binding; heparin binding
Source: RefSeq, a predicted model, not a curated record
AGGGGGUUAAGGGGAGGUCCCUGAGAAAUUUGAAGCUAAUGAAGUCUGAGGAAUGUUACACAUUACACCCCUGGCUGGCAGUUUUUUUGCUUAGGUCCCCUAACUAGGAGAGAGUCUGAGCUCUCUGAACUGCAGACAAGCCAUUAAUGGGACCUAGCGGCGCAGAGGAGUUGUAAGCCUUUAAGGUGCACCCACCAUAAUCUGUCUCUUCAGCAACUCCGGCACUAGAACUGCUGUGGAAUUGCAAACACAUGCUGGAAUGCUUUUCAUAGACACAUGAAAGUGGAUGAUUAGAAGGGAUAGGUCCUGUAGGCAGGGCAGCAGCUUGCUCUCUGGGAAUUGUUUUGCUUUGCACACAGGCAUCAGUUGUUGCAUAGGAAAUACAGCACAGAAUUAGGGUGCCAACGAGAAACUUUGGAGUUUGUCUGAUCCUGACAUUGUUUUUUUUUUACCAUGCUGGGCUCUGGCUCUUGGCUGAGGUGGCUGCUUUUGUUGCUGUUCUUCUGUACGGUUGCCCCAGAGGGAUGUCCAGAGGGCACCUCCUGCACCAACAGCCCCCCUGAGAGCGAUUCCAACAAGCACUGUGUGGGAGCCAGAUGCCCGGCCAGGACAAGUAGAAACUCCCGGCCCUCACAUCACCCGAGCAGCAGCAGUGGCAGAGUUCAUCUGUUGCACCCUGCCCGGGAGGAGUCACUGGGCACCGGGCAAGGACCUACAGACACCUGGGGAGUACACCAGCCCUCGAGUGGAAAUAACAGCAGAGACUGCAAGGGCAUAGAGUGCAAACUGCCCCUGAGGAUCCGCUUGAAGUCACGUGGCAGGGCUCCCUGCGUUGGGGAAGGGUGCCCAGCGGUGGAGGGGCAGCGAGACUCUCAGGGUAUGGUGCGUCUGUCUGACAGAGCUGCUCAUUUCAUUGGGGAGGUGCCGGACUUUCAGCACGGGACGUCGGAACUGGGAGCAGCCCCCCUAGGAGUCCAGCUCACCUGCGACAUCAAACCAGGAGAAAAUGAGGUGCCUUCAGAAGAUGCUCUUAUUCUACAACUGCAGCUUGCCAAGGGGCAAGAGAAGUUUGUGGAGUUGCUGAAGAGUCAGCAGAAGACCAUCACCGACCUGCAGCAAAAGCUUUCCGAGCAACAGGUCCUUCUUGUUAACCAGCAAAGGGAAAUAAUAGAGCAGCAAAGGAAAAUGUAUGAACAAAUGGAUAUGAUUAAGGUCCAGUACAGCAUCUUGUUUGAUACAGUCAAGCAAAUGUCCUUUCAGAGUCUGCAGGAGGACAUCCAGAAUUAUUUUGAAGCACAUCUUCAAGGAUUACAGAACCAGGUGAGGAACCAUCUGCAGAAGACCUACUCUGUGCACAAGGUCGACGUGGACGCAAAGGUCAUAGAUGUCGGAGGGCCUUUACUGGCUUGUGACCAAUGUGAAAGUGAUGAAUUUUGCAAUAUCCAGAAGACGCCACCCCAAUGUGAGAAAUGCACGUUGUGCCCCGCUGGAUUUUUUCAGCUUUCCGAAUGCUCUGAAACCGUCGAUCGCAUUUGCCAGGACAGAGAUGAGUGCAUGGAUUCCCCAAGCAUCUGUGGAGAAAAGAUAAAGUGCUUGAAUACUCCAGGUGGCUUCCGAUGUCUUGGAGUUGCAGAGAAGGACGCAGCUCUGGGACUUUGUGGGGAACAGUACUUUUUUAACAAGGAACUUCAGGAAUGUCAGGCUUGCUCAGAGUGUGAAGAAGGAGUUGUAUCUUUCCCAUGCACGGCUGACAGUGAUACUGUCUGUAGCGAUGCCAGUGAGAGCAAGUUAUCAGAGUCAUGGUCGGCAAAUAUAUCCCUGCCCUCGGCAAAGCUGACCAAUUCCCAGGUUUAUCCGGGCCUGAACCUGAAAAUCAAGGAGAAGCAACAAUGUGAAAUUCUCUCCCCUGAUGAUAAUAAGUUAAUAUUCAAACAACAUGGAUUACUAUGGGCCGACCUCAAUUUUGCAGUGAAGCAUAACUGCAGGAAUUUCCUCCAACUGUCUCUGAAAAUGAACAAUAGCGAGGAGGGGUAUGAGUUAAGCGGCUCCCGUAUAGAACAGCCUGAUGGGAAAUACUUUCAGAGCACCAGUAUCAGUUGUGCAGCUGAGGUGGAACCCGGUCACAAGUUAUCGGUUUUUCUAAAGAGCCCCAACCAGUUCUGUAAUCAAAGUAAAGACUUACACAUCUACGAUCUAAACACCCCCUUGAGCGUCUUCUGGUUGUCCCACGACACCGGAGCUGUUGCAAUGACUGCUCAGAUGUCCACUGCCAUGCAUUAUCAGACCAACUAUAGGCCUACUUUUAAAAUCAUUUCCGUUUCAGACCCGUAUAUGAUAAGCUUGUCGCAUGACGGAAGAAGCAUCAAAUUCACCGAAUCCGGAGUUGUAAAAUUUGUUUUCCAGCAAGCCCUCUAUUCUAUGGGUCCAACCUGCGUCCGAGAAGGCUUUUCGCUGAUCUCUUACAUAAAUAGAAAUGGCACGAAUUCUGAGCUAAUGCACAUCUUCAAGUCUGGCGUAAACUACAGAGACACUUCGAUUUCUGCUUCUGGAGCUGGAAAAGUCAGCGCCGGAGAUGUCAUAAGCUUUGAGAUAACAUCUCCGGCACAGUGCAACGUCCGCUAUUUUGGAGAAAAUUCUGGCAUAAGUAUUCUGAGUCUGAUUUGGAUCCCAACAGCAAUUUCUACUGCUGUGACAGCCAAAGUGUCCAGUACUGGUCUGCCUACAGGUGCCGUCAGAAAUAAACUCUUGCACUUCCAGGAUCCCUCAAAAGACCGAAUUAUAAAGCUUGUGACCUCUGGCCAGUUUGCCCAUAAAUAUUUCAUGUUUGCUGAACGGGGUACAGUUAGUAUUUCGCUUCACCUGAAGUUAAUUCAUUCCUGCAAUAUCUUAAAAUUGACCUUAAAUAAACUGGUUGGUGACCAAGGUCCUUCAGCAGCAGUCACACAACAAAUCGGUGGGCAGAUGCCGGAGGGAAGCCUUUGGACGAGUGUGUCCUUUCGCUUUUCCUUUGAUGUUCAGAAUGGGACAAAGAUAUCCGUUUCCCUUGAUUGUGUACGUGGGAGGAUCAACCAAAUUGCCCAUGAUCAAGGAACGAAUUUUUCAAUUUUAUGGGUUUCCUCUUAAAAAUGUGUAUCGGUCGCCGUGAAAUGUGCAUUAUUCGUGGUAGAACAUGACGUAGCGAGAUUCCAGACACCACAUCUGAAUUUGGAUGGCUGCAAUCUAUCAUGCAGUGGUCCCAUGCAUUGCAGAAGGGAUUGAACAAUGAAGGGAGUAACUUUUUUUCCUCUCAUUUACAUAAAAAAAAAGCACAUCUGAGGACCAAAGGAUUUUGUUAACUUUUGUAAGAGGAAGUAAAUAAGGGUGGAUCAGGCCUGUUUUGCUGGCCAAUGUAUGGUUGCUCCCUUAAUUUUAUUUUCAAAGUUGCAUAAAUAUAUAUUUAUAUUUUAUAUAAAAGUAAUAUUUCUUGGGCGGCAUCAAGCUAUAUAAAUUAUAUAAACCAUAUUUGCGUUGGACUUUUGAAUUUUAGAGCGUGUAUUCUGCGGAUUUAAUGGCAUAACGCAUGUCUCAAAGUCUAGGGGAAUAAAUUAAUGCUCAGUCAACCCCCAUACAUACCCAUUAUAGAACCAGGUGUUCAAACAUUAGGAUGUUAUUAACCUGGAUGAAGACUAUGGGGGAUGGGGUAAGCAUACCGGCUAUUUUUAUUUGCUGUCCUUUGCUUUAUUAAUGGUUAUGUACUUGGUUCAAUAAAAUCUGUAACUAA